Messenger RNA from Dunckerocampus dactyliophorus (ringed pipefish), 5062 nucleotides. RefSeq names its product amphoterin-induced protein 1-like. Lineage: Eukaryota; Metazoa; Chordata; Actinopteri; Syngnathiformes; Syngnathidae. The transcript has 2 exons. The record is from RefSeq and is a predicted model, not a curated record. Gene Ontology annotation, molecular function: protein binding. The coding region runs from base 231 to 1709 and encodes 492 amino acids. Gene Ontology annotation, biological process: brain development.
UCACUGCUCGGCAAAGACUGCAGACUGGCUUCCUUGUGCUGCUGCUGCUUGUUCACUUUUUCCGAGUCGUCAUGGGCUCGCUGCAGCAGCGGCCAGGAAGACUGGACGGGCUGGUCCAUGAGUGGCUCACACGGGAAGACGAGUAAAGACCCAGGACUGCCAGCACAACAACCCGAUGAAAGCAGCUCCAUGCUCCUCUAUUGUGACGACUGCCUGGGUUGACUGACACAAUGAAGAGAUCUUGCCUGACUCUCCAGUCAGCGUUGAGAAGCAUCGUCUUCCUCGCUCUACUUUCAUUGCUGCCAGUCGGUGGACAGUUGCUAGGAGCCCCCUUGGACUGCCAAAAGACGUGCGUGUGUGCCAGCAACAUCAUCAGCUGCUCCAAAGUCAAUCUCACCAAUGUGCCCGUCCCGCUUCCAAAGUACACGUCAGUGCUGGACCUCAGCUUCAACUCCAUCAGCAGACUGCGAGCCGAGUGGACGCCCGUCCCGCUGGGUGAACUCCACACCCUACUGCUCAGCCACAACGGGCUCUCCUUCCUCUCCUCGGAGGCGUUCGUGUACGUGACCGGGGUGCGUUACCUGGACCUGUCUUCCAACGAGCUCCGCCAGCUGGACGAGUACAUAUUCGAGCCCCUGGAGAAGCUGGAGGUGCUGCUGCUUUAUAAAAACUGCAUCUCGCAGAUAGAUCGCUCUGCCUUCUCAGGUCUGGCCGGCCUGCAGAAGCUCUACCUGAGCCAGAAUCAGAUCUCGCGCUUCCCCUUGGAGCUGGUGAAGGAGCGGACGCGCAUAGAGACGCUCACGCUGCUGGAUGUCUCCUCCAACAAAAUCAAAACGCUGACAAUCCACGAGCUUCAAGCUCUGCCCGCCUGGAUAAAAAAUGGUCUGUACUUCCACAAUAACCCCCUCCCGUGUAGCUGCGAUCUCUUCAACAUGGUGGCACUCUGGCAACUCAAAGAUCUCAGUUCAGUUGUAGACUUCAAGGAUGAGCACACUUGCAUGCUAGCAGGUACGCCCAAACGGAAAGUGGCCACCCUGGACCUGGACAAAGCCUAUUUUAACUGCAGUGAGGUUAAGAUCAUGGACCGAGAAGCCUAUCUGGAGCAGUUCCUGGUGCUGGACUGUGACACCAAGCAGAGGGAUAUGGUGAAGAGCUGGGUGCUGCCCGGAAACAUGCCAGUGUCUCUUGCAAACAAGACCGCUUCAAUGCUUCUAGAUGGAAACCUAAAGCUUGGACCCCUCAAGGAAGACAAUUCAGGCGUGUACACCUGCUAUGCCACCGGCGACUCCCUCAACGAGACCCUGUACGUCACCGUGGUGGUCUUUAACACCACCAUGAAUGGCAGCUUGGAGAACCUAAAGACGGCGUACACCACCCUCAUCGCGUGCCUUGUGAGCAUCGUGUUGGUUUUCAUCUACCUCUACCUCACUCCUUGUCAAUGCGCCUGCUGUCCGGGUCAGGAUCUGGAGAAAAACGACCCAACGGGCAGCCUGCACUCUUCCACUGUCAGCAUCGCCCAAGCCAACCAGGAAAUGGGAGACGAACGAGGGGAGGGGGAAGGCAGAGAUUUCCCUUACGACACCAAGGACUUGCUGGAGCAGAACGGGAGGCUGAACCCCUUGGGAGAAGAUGAAGAGUGGAAGCGAGGAGACACAACGAGGAGGCUGUCAGUCAGCUCUGUGAGCUCGGACACUCCCAUGGUGGUCUAGUAACCGCUGCAUUCCGGCAUUUGAUGCAGGAUUCCAAAUCAUCCACGCGCAAACAGUGAGUACACCACAAGCGUUUUUAUUGCAGUCGAUCUUUGCAAGGGACAAAACUAUAGAAAUGUAACUAUUCAGUGUACAGUUUGCACAGCAGUAUAGAGUUACUAUGUACUGGAGACUGGUCUGGGACUGCAUGAGUGCUGCCGGCAACGGGGAGCUGCGGUUUAUUGAGGGAGAAAAAUGAAUUCUAGCAUGUACUGUGGCAUUGUGAAGCAGAGCACAAUCAGGUUUCCAACUUGGCAAGGAGCCCAAACGGACCUUUAAGAUGACAUCGCGAAGAUGAAGGUGAUCGAGGAGGGGUCUAAAGCGGAAGGAAGGAAGGUGGAGGAGCACGAGGUGUCACGGAGGAGUGGAAGAAGAUUCCAGUGACAACCUGUGCAAAUCUGGUCAAUUGCAUGUCCAAGAGGACUAAGGCAGCGCUAGAUAACAACAGUGCUUACACUACAGUAUGUACGGCAAUCCCUCAUUUAUCGUGGUUAAUUGGUUCUAGACUCAGCUGUGACAAUACUCUAGUCAGACUAGCGGUAGAAUGAGCCAGAAUGCCAUCAGAAUUAAAACUCUUGGUUUAUUCAAAGUGCAUUUUAAAAAUUCUGACUGCAUUCUGAGUAGCAUUGGGCAUUGAGUUGAGCAGGAACCAGGAACCAGGACUAACGUUACGAUUCUCCUGGGAUCGUUCAAAUGUUUUGAUUUAAAUUCCUAGUUUCGAUAUCGGAAGAAAUGGCCGCGAAAACCAACGAAAAAGAAGCUGGCAAUCACCAGCGAAGAAGUAGUGUGUCAAAAGUUUGGCUUAACUUUAUAUAACGAGAGCGGUCAGCUCAGUGCAACAUAAUGAUAUCACGCAAAGGGUGCACGACUAACAUGAUUAAUGCUGACACAUUCAUGGUCUAGAAAUAAUAGACUACCACUAAGCAGAUCUUCCAUACUUCCACUACGCAAUCAGAAUCAGGGAAGUCAAACAAUAAAUGGGGUCUGUCUCAUGCCAAUGUAACCCAGGGUUUCAGGAUGCUAGCUGAUGUGGAAGUUGGGUUUAAAUAAAGGACGGGAGCUGUGGCUGCAGCUAGGCAGGUUGAUCAUUUGCACAGUAAGAACCUGAAUCGGAAUGAGGAAUCGGAAUUGGGGUGGCAUGGCUCAGGUGGUAGAGUGGUCGUCUCCCAACCUGAAGGUUGCGAGUUUGAUCCUCCCAUGAUCGUGUCGAAGUAUCCUUGGGCAAGAUACUGAACCCCCAGUUGCCCCUGAUGCUAUGUCAUCUGUAGGUAAAUGUGCUAGCAGUGUCAAAGCGCUACACAAGUGAAAGACCAUUUACCAGUUGUUGAAAUCAGCUUUAAUUCCGAGUGCCCUCAAAAUAUUAGGACCCAUGCUUGUGGCCAUCCUGAAUGUUUAUACAAUAACAGCUGUGUGUAGACUCAUUUUCUGUGGGUCAUAAAUCUAUACUGCUAUAAAAGCUGUACACUGACUACUCUAAAGUAAACCCAAGUUUCAUUUGUGUAGUAUUGUCCCCUGGGAAGAUGAAAUAAAGUGUGAGUGGUAUGUACUCAUUGUUGUGAAAUAAUGCAGAACAGGCCCAAAAAUGACUGCUUAACAACGAAUUCAUCAGAUACAACAAGGCUAUAUUCCGGUCAACAUUCACGAGCUCCCUUCCUUAAUGGCCAGGAAGCCGUCUUUGCUCAGGGGACAUGAUUGAGCACGAGGACCUGUAAGGUCAUUAGUGCCCAAACCUGAGCAAAGGGCCCGGCCAGACAUCACAGUAACAUUAGUAGCAUUUGUGCCUGGAACUGGACAAACAUUUAUAGAAGACUUCUUAUCAUUUGUCAGAGUAAACCUGUAGCAAUUUUAAUCCAUUUGUCUUUUUUUGAAAGGAGUUUAAGGGCCUCACUUGGGAAAAGACGAAUGAUGCUAUGAGAAUAAAGUCAAGUGAGAGUAAAAUCUUCUCCUGGUGGAAACAUCAGACUGAAAUUCUAACAUAACAAACAGAGCUGCGUUACUGUGAGGUCCUUCAAGAUUAAACAUAAGCUUGAUAAACGACAAAAAUAAAUUAGAGUGCACAAUAAUUAUUGGACCGAUAACAGAUAAUAAAAAAUUAAAAAAACGCUCCAAUGAGGUGAGAUUACCCAUACUGGGCGGGUGAGAAAAUCAAGAGCUGUGACAUUAACAGCCUGUGGCAUCCCAUGGUGGCAUCACACCAGCUGCUCGGAGUGUGUGCCUGAAUACAGUGCACCUUACUGGGCCACGCCAGGUGGCUCCUACCACUCUGUACUCCGGUUCUCCUGACCUCCUUAGCGGCACACUGGCUGCUUGGAGCAUGUGUCCGAAUAUAGUACACUUGGCUGGGCCACAGCAGGUGGCUCCCUCAUCUCUAUACUCUGGUUUUCCUGAUACUGUAGUAGUGAUGUGGUAGUAGUAAUGUCAUGAUAUUUGAUUAGGACAAAUCAACAGAUAGAGUUGGUCAAAUCCUAAUUUGUUGCAGUCCUUCUUAGCUCCAGGUGUGCACAAACUUCAUUUAAAUCAAAAUUUUAAAAAGUAAUACAAAAAAAGUUAUCGGUACCCUAUCUGUCUUGAGAAGCAGAAAGUUAUCGUAUCGGUUUGGGAAAAAAAAAAGAUAUCAUGCAUCUCCAAAAUAAAUACAUGUCUCAUAACAUUGCAUUUUAUUUCUUCCUACAGUUACCUUUUUAUCUUUUUCAAUGUGGGCCCCUAAUACUCCUUUAUAGCUUUCCACUCCUUGUGGUGCUUAUCUUAAAUGAUAUCUUUGAAUGGUAAUUACGCUCUCACAAUGUAGCCACCUUAUAUUAAAUCCCCACAUAGGGCACCUCUACUGAAUGUAUUUUACUGUUAGCCAAUUCAAUAAUAUGAAUAAUGAAUCAUGUAAAUAACUAUAAGACUUCAGAAAACCUUUGUUUUUUUUAAUAGCAUGACAUCAUGGACAUACAUAGCGCGAGACAGAUAUACUGUGACGUCUCUUUAAUACUGAUUUAAUGCCUGAGAUAUGAAGUGACCUUGUGGCUAAGGCUAGAGGUUCUACGACUGCUCGUAUAAAUAGAAGCAGUGCAGGCUUGGUAAGUGUAGCACAUAGAAUAUUUAAGGGGUCACUCGCAAGGGAUGAGCUCAACACUGUGGUGUUUUAUCUACAAGAGAAAAUACUGUUGUUCUUGAGACCUGUGCAACACUGUAUGAUCCUCUGUCAACUGUCAGAACUAUGCUGUGUGUGGUCUCACAGACUGACAUCUACGCAAAAUGAUCAACUGGAGGAAAUGUUCAGCAGGCGAUAAUAUUUAACACUGAUUAAAGAGAUUUUAAAAUAUGCA